CUUUGUCCAAAGUUCUUACAUACCAACUCUACCAGUCACACCUGGCCUUUCAGUGCAAUUGCAGAACUUAUAGAUAAUGCAUAUGAUCCAGAUGUGAGUGCUAAGCAGAUAUGGAUAGACAAAACAGUGAUAAACGACAAUAUAUGCUUGACGUUCACUGAUAAUGGAAAUGGUAUGAACUCGGAGAAGCUGCACAAAAUGCUAAGCUUUGGCUUCAGUGAGAAAUCUGUAAUGAAUGGUCGUGUUCCAGUGGGACUAUAUGGAAAUGGGUUUAAAUCGGGGUCCAUGCGCCUGGGAAAAGAUGCAAUAGUCUUCACCAAGAAUGGAGAAACCAUGAGUGUGGGCCUGUUGUCUCAGACUUUCCUUGAAGUCACAAAAGCAGAACAUGUCAUGGUUCCUAUAGUGACAUUCAACAACCACCGACAGAUAAGCGAUCCAGCAGAAUCCAAAAACAGCCUGAAGGCCAUCUUAACGCAUUCUUUAUUUUCUACUGAGGAGAAAUUACUGGCAGAGCUAGAUGCUAUAAUGGGGAAAAAAGGAACAAGAAUUAUCAUUUGGAAUCUUAGAAGAGAUAAAAAUGAAAAAACAGAGUUUGACUUUGACAAGGAUAAAUAUGACAUCAGAAUUCCUGAAGACUUGGAUGAAACAGGCAAAAGAGGGUAUAAAAAACAAGAGAGACUGGACCAGAUUGUUCCGGAAAGUGACUAUUCACUGCGAGCUUAUUGCAGUAUUUUGUAUCUGAAGCCAACAAUGCAGAUCAUUCUCCGAGGACAAAAAGUGAAAACACAGCUGGUUUCCAAAAGUCUUGCUUUCAUUGAACGUGAUAUAUAUAGGCCGAAAUUUUUGAAUGCUAAAACAGUAAGAAUUACUUUUGGAUUUAACUGCAGAAACAAAGAUCAUUAUGGAAUAAUGAUGUACCAUAAAAACAGGCUUAUCAAAGCUUAUGAAAGAGUUGGCUGUCAGUUAAAG
Pterocles gutturalis (yellow-throated sandgrouse) is the source of this 969-nucleotide messenger RNA. Its product is annotated as MORC family CW-type zinc finger protein 3-like. Lineage: Eukaryota; Metazoa; Chordata; Aves; Pterocliformes; Pteroclidae. Gene Ontology annotation, molecular function: ATP hydrolysis activity. The record is from RefSeq and is a predicted model, not a curated record. The transcript is spliced from 7 exons. Gene Ontology annotation, cellular component: nucleus; PML body. The annotation marks the transcript as partial.